AUGUCCCUAUUAUUUGGAAUAAUAGAUAGAGUUAUUCCACCAGAACAUGAAGACAUUCCAUCAUUAAAUCAAGAAAUAACUACAAGUGCUCUCAUAUCUUCAGAAGAAAGUCGAUAUAGAAGAUUAUUGCGACACCUACGCAGAUUUCAGCAGAGAGAAAAUACAUCGAGUCAAGAAUUACGUGGAAAACUGAAAAGAAUAGUUUUGUAUGGUACCAUUGCUGGAGUUGUGGUUUCAUUGAUCCUUGGUAUUUUGUUUGUCGGUGUUCUUUAUGUCGUCAUAAAGGAUUCGCAGAAUGGGUUGGUUUUAUCUUUGCUCAUUCAAACAUUACCGUAUAAACCAAAUACUAACAGUAAUAACAUUAUUUUCAGAAAUAGUCAAGCUUUAUGGGUAUCAAUUGGUGCCGUAUUUGGUUUUUCAGGAGGUUAUCUAAUAUAUAAAUGUUCUAACCUUAUUUCUUUUCGUGCUUUUGCCGUGACCUGUACUAUAAUAGUUUUUUUCGUUGGCGCUGGAUUAUUUGGGACUUCAAUUGCUGAUUUUGAAACGGUCACAAAUUCUGAUCAAAUUUAUUUAUGGAAUUUAGAUUGUUGCGAUCCGGAAACUAACGGCGGGUGGGAAAUAAUGAGUAGUACAUUUGGUUGGACCAAUAAAGCCAGUUUGGGUCAGGUUAUUGGAUACGUACUUUAUUGGGUUGUGGUUUUAGUUAGAACUUUCAUUAUUUUGAGGAAAAGAAAUGCGACUGAUUUGACUGAAACUAACGAAGCAAAUAAUAACUGA
Messenger RNA from Dentiscutata erythropus, 777 nucleotides. Lineage: Eukaryota; Fungi; Glomeromycota; Glomeromycetes; Diversisporales; Gigasporaceae. The record is from the annotation of a GenBank genome assembly.